AUGUCAAAGAAGAGAAGCGACGAGUAUCUCCGUCAGCGCGAGAGCGGCUUCAACUUGUCGGGCGUGCAUCAGGAUCGUCUGCCGCAGUACAACGCGCUGUUGGACCGCAACUUGCGUCACCACUUCGAAAGUCGGCCGCUGCAGAGCCAUCUGAACGAGCUUGGACUCAUCGAUCAACGUGGUCGAAUCGUGGAUCUCGACAAGCAGAAGAGGCCGAGUGAAAGAUACAGCGUGAAGAGGAAGAGCUGCGUCGUCGUGUACAAACUAAGCGCCAUGACGCCAUUUCACAAUGCUCGUCAGCGAGAGAAACUGCAGCAACUCAAGGAAGAGAAGAAGAUCGCACGGGAAAUCAUACAAGCAUCCAAAGGCUACAGCUCCGCCAGCAAUCUACCCAAAAGCAGAUGA
Messenger RNA from Phytophthora infestans T30-4, 405 nucleotides. RefSeq lists its product as uncharacterized. NCBI's taxonomy places the organism in Eukaryota, Oomycota, Peronosporomycetes, Peronosporales, Peronosporaceae. The coding region runs from base 1 to 405 and encodes 134 amino acids. The record is from RefSeq and is a predicted model, not a curated record. The transcript is spliced from 2 exons.